AUGUCGGAAGAUCAUCAAGAAAUUGCAGACAGGAAUAAAGAAACAAUCCGAAAAUUUCAUAAUCGCAUCAUGAAAGUUGUGUUAAAGGAUGAACGAGAAUUUGUCGGAAGAUUUGUUUGUGUGGAUAAUAAGAUGAAUACAAUUUUGAAGGAGACAACGGAAUAUAGAAAGAAACCUACCUCAACAUCAGAAGAAGCAAUUUCAUUUGAUGAACGACGAGUAGGUCUGGUGAUGCUUCCAGGUACACUUAUCACUUCUUGUUUCAUUUCGGAAUAG
Messenger RNA from Naegleria lovaniensis, 276 nucleotides. RefSeq lists its product as uncharacterized. Lineage: Eukaryota; Heterolobosea; Eutetramitea; Acrasida; Naegleriidae. The transcript has 2 exons. Bases 1 to 276 code for a protein of 91 amino acids. The record is from RefSeq and is a predicted model, not a curated record. Gene Ontology annotation, cellular component: NatC complex.